This is a messenger RNA of Debaryomyces hansenii CBS767, 2016 nucleotides long. RefSeq names its product 1-phosphatidylinositol 4-kinase. The record is from RefSeq and is a predicted model, not a curated record. The transcript has a single exon. The coding region runs from base 1 to 2016 and encodes 671 amino acids. Lineage: Eukaryota; Fungi; Ascomycota; Pichiomycetes; Serinales; Debaryomycetaceae. Gene Ontology annotation, molecular function: 1-phosphatidylinositol 4-kinase activity. Gene Ontology annotation, biological process: endosome organization; Golgi organization; phosphatidylinositol phosphate biosynthetic process. Gene Ontology annotation, cellular component: trans-Golgi network; endosome; plasma membrane.
AUGACGAAGAACGAUGAUAACACUGAAAAUUCAAAGAAUCUAGCUGAAAACGAUGAAAUUUCGGGCUUGCAACGCCUUAAAGAGAUUCAGGAUGUGAACACACAUAAAGAUCAGUCAUACCCCCCCCUAGAUAGUAAUCAUCUACAAUCUACUUCAAGUUAUGAUUCGAGCAUCCGUCACUAUGUGCCUAAUUUAGAUUCAGUUGUUGAUCCGUUUUCCAACAACAUAUCAAAACAAUCUCCACAUGAUGGCUUAAAGAAAUUAGCACUGGCAUCAUCACAGAAGAAAUUAGUACGAAGUAAAUCCCAGCCCUUCUAUAGCAGAUCGUCAGAAACAUCUCUCAGUCAACUCAACAAAUUUACUAAGAGCUACAUUAUCCCCGCCGCCAAAUGGGCAUAUUCACCGAUAUCCAAUGGUAGGUCGAAGAAAGAAGAUUUAAUUCCACUUUAUAAAAUAGAGUAUUCUGUUUUUAAACCAUUGAAAAAUAUACGACCUGUCCAAAACGAAAACGAAUAUAAUUUUCACCGGCAAAGAAUAAUCGAUGAGGACCUGCCUGAGCUUGGAUAUCCUGAUAAUUACUUGAGUAAAGAUGAUUUUUCGAGCUUAGUUGUUGGUAUUACAGAUCUAAUCGAAUUAGAUGGUUAUAAGCCCAAUCGUAUUUCCCAAGGGUCUUCAGGAAGCUAUUUCAUAUAUAACAGAAGGGUUUGUGAUGGCACCCAAGAAAUAUACAAGGCAGGCAUAUUCAAACCGAAAGAUGAAGAACCUUAUGGGCCAUUAUCUCCUAAGUGGACAAAAUGGUUGCACAGAACUUUUUUUCCUUGUUUUUUUGGACGAUCUUGUCUUAUUCCAAACUUGGGAUAUGUUAGCGAAGCUGCCGCUAGUAUACUUGAUCAACAAUUGUUAUCGUUCAUUGUACCACAUACUGAAAUAGUAUAUCUUAAGUCAAGCUCAUUUUAUUAUUCAUACUGGGAUAGACAUAGGGCUUAUUCAAAAUUGUCUCCAAAGAUUGGUUCAUUCCAAUGCUUUCUAAAGGGUUAUAUGGAAGCUCAAGCAUGGUUUCAUCAUUUUCCUAUUCCUAAUGAAAUAACUGGGUUGCCUGAUGAAUGUGAGAUCUUGGUUGAGCAUAAUGAAAAUAAUUUAGAUUCAAAUUUUAAGUGGAAUAAGAAAACAUUGCAACAAUUUAGAGAGGAGCUAGAAAAAUUGGUAAUAUUGGACUAUAUUAUGAGGAAUACAGAUAGAGGUUUGGAUAACUGGAUGAUAAAAAUUCAAUGGAUUGAGACUAAGCGUGAUAAAUCUUACAAAAAAAUGACGCCUAUUAUUAAAAUUGGAGCUAUUGAUUCGGGUUUGGCAUUUCCUUGGAAGCAUCCUGAUGAAUGGAGAUCUUUUCCAUUCGGAUGGCUAUUUCUACCAUUAUCUAUUAUAGGCCACCCAUUCUCAAUGAAUACCAGAAAUCUCUACUUACCAUUAUUAACAUCUAUAAUGUGGUGGGAAACGACUGUCAAAAAGUUGAAAGAUGUUUUUAUGCAAGAUACUGACUUCAAGGAAAGAAUGUGGAAGAAGCAGUUAUCAGUAUUGAAAGGUCAAGCAUUUAACGUUGUUGAGGUGUUGAAGUUGAGCCAUGCUGGACCUCUAGAAUUAACUAGGAGAGAAACAGUGUUAAUUCGUGAUGAUGAAAUGAAUAUUCCUGUACUGGUGGAUUCCGACAUAAUGAUAAAUGCAAUGGAAACAAGCAUUUAUGAUUUGAAUAAUAAACCUUCUAAAAUCACUAUUGUACCUAAGUUCAACAAUUUAAAUGAUUUGGAGCCUAAUGAACUGAGCCUUCUAUUGCCUGAUAAUAGUAGCAUCCAUAGCACCAAAAGCGAACCACAAUUCAGUAUGUCGGGGUUCGAAUAUAAUUUAAAUUUCAAUGGUGAACAAAGAAACGAUAGUGAAGAAGGUGAGACUAAUACUAAGAAGGUAGUAAUUGAAAGAUUAGAGAAAGUUAAAAAUAAGCCGCCAGUUUUUACUUGGUGUUGA